This is a messenger RNA of Clupea harengus (Atlantic herring), 991 nucleotides long. RefSeq names its product phenylethanolamine N-methyltransferase (gene pnmt). The record is from RefSeq and is a predicted model, not a curated record. Gene Ontology annotation, cellular component: cytosol. Gene Ontology annotation, molecular function: phenylethanolamine N-methyltransferase activity. Lineage: Eukaryota; Metazoa; Chordata; Actinopteri; Clupeiformes; Clupeidae.
GGCAGAGGAAUGGCAGGAGAGGGAAAGGAAGAGGUGCCUGUGGAGUUGAGAGAGCAGCCAAGGAGAGGAGAGGACAACGAGGCAGCGGUGGAUGCCAUGCGUGCGUGUUACCGGGGUUUCGAUCCGGUCGCCUAUCUCCAGUUCAACUACACUCCACCACGAGCAGACUUCCAGCGAGCAGAUAGCAUCGUGCCCUGGAAACUCACCUGCCUGCACAGAGCCUUCACUGAGGGUGACGUGGGGGGGGAGGUGCUUGUGGACGUGGGCUCCGGCCCAACCCUCUACCAGGUCAUGAGUGGCUGUGAGGUGUUUGGCCGCGUGGUGCUGACAGACUUCCUGGAGGUAAACCGGCGUGAGCUCCAGCGCUGGCUGAAGGAUGGCACCAGCAGCCUGGACUGGACGCCCUACCUGGAGUACGUCUGCAAGCUGGAGGGCCGGAGGCCUUCAGCGUCUGGUGAGAAGGCUGCACGACUGCGCUCCGUGGUGAGUGACGUCCUUCCCAUUGAUGUGCACCGCCAAUGCCCUUUGACCCCAGGCGCUGUGCCGACCUGCGGGGCCGACUGCCUGGUGUCCUGCUUCUGCCUGGAGAGCGUGAGUCCAAACCUGGCGGCGUUCACGCGGGCUCUGGGGCACAUGUCCUCGCUGCUGCGUCCGGGGGGGCACCUCCUGCUCAUCGGCGCCCUGGGGGAGAGCUACUACCUGGGGGCGCCGGGGCUGCGGAUCCCUGUAGUGCCCCUGGACGAGGUCCAGUUGUGUGCCAGCCUGAGAGAGAGCGGCUACCAGCUGCUGCAGCUCAGCAUCUACACCCUGCCGGCUGACAUGAGUGUGGGCGUGGAUGACGUGACUGGGGUGUUCUUCGUCAAAGCCAGAAAACCGUAGCCAGACCGUACACAAUUUGUACUUCUUAUCUGUGCAGGCGUAACAACUAAACACUGAGAGAUAUUAUAAGGUGCAAGUUCUAGAACUGAGUUCUUAAUUACAGUCUUAACAU